This is a messenger RNA of Centruroides sculpturatus (bark scorpion), 1133 nucleotides long. RefSeq lists its product as uncharacterized. The record is from RefSeq and is a predicted model, not a curated record. NCBI's taxonomy places the organism in Eukaryota, Metazoa, Arthropoda, Arachnida, Scorpiones, Buthidae. The coding region runs from base 222 to 587 and encodes 121 amino acids. The transcript has 3 exons.
AAAGGUAUGUCCCAAAGUGACAGAAAUAUAUGUUAAUCCCAAUAACUUCCAGAGAAUGAAUGUAUUGCUGGCAGCUUAAGUAACACUUUUUUUUACUUAUAUAAUCUUGACAUGAUAAGAAUACUUUUAUUUAUCUCAUUUAUUUAUAGAUAUUUAGUAAUACUUUAAUAAGUUUCAUACGUCACAUCAAUGCUCUUUUUGAUGCUUUAAUUAAAUCGUAGAUGCUACAGGAAGGAAUCAGACAUGAUUCAAAUGAUCUCAAGGUUAUUGAAGAAUCUCUAGAAUGGUUAAAUAGAUGGGAAGCAUUCAGAUUACAGAUUAGAAGCACUGAUCAAAAGGGAUUUUUGAGCCACCAAACAGCAGAAAAUCUACACUUGACGCUGACUAGUAUCUUAGCAAUCAUCAAACAAUUGCUUCCAAACUCAUAUUAUAUCCUGACAGCUCACUUUAAUCAGGACCCAUUAGAGCGUUUCUUUGGAAUGAUAAGGAAGUGGAAGCAAUUCUCAUCCCAUAACAGUACAGUUCUUAUACCUGUACAGAUUGUACAGUUUGGUUCGUCCUCCCAAACGAGGAUCAGUUUGAACUGAUGCUCGUUUGGGAUCUAUCCUUAUUACUUUAAAAAAUCUUCUUCAUAGUCAUAAAAAUCCAUUUAAAUUAGUUCAAGAACAAUUGGAAGAACAUUUAGAAAAUUUGCUUUGUGAUCCAAGCCUAUAAUAUGGAGAUCCUAGUAAUAGUUAAUUAUUAGAUCAUGAUUAUUGUACACCAGAAACAUUUAAGUUUAUCCUACAUUAUUUAGGAGGUUACAUUGUUUAUCGUCUACUACCAUCACUCGGUUGUGAUGAAUUCAAAAAUAUACUAACAGCAAAACCUGAGGAUGCUGCACCAGAGAAGGCAUUUACAUUCAUCAAAUCUCGAGGAGGUUUGUUAUAUCCAAGCUAUAAGCUUUGCCAAUUGAUGUACUGGACAGAAAGCAAAGUAUGUGAAAAAUUAACAAACUCAAAUAUGGAUGUUUAUUUUUCAAUAAUGGAUAUUAUAUUAAAUCAGUGUUCUGUUACAUCGAUGAUAGGAUGUGACAAUGCUGGUCACAAGUCCUACUUGACCUCCAGAUUUUUGCACUUUUUUGUUACCUGUCG